UUUGGAAUUUGGAUAAGGUGGUGGAAUUUUGAGUUCAUUUAUCCCUUUGUUUGAGACUGAACCAAGAGAAUACAAUGAGAGGGUAUGCAUUGUCCUUGACCAAUUUGCUGCCUCCUUCCCAUUUGAGCAUAGACAUCAAGUUCAAGUCUUUUGCUUUCUCCAUUGCUGCAACUCACUCUCUCAUCCCAACACCAAAACCCUCUCUUCUCCUCUCAACCCAUCAUUCAAAAUCCAAUUCACACUUCUCAUUUUCUGUUGCUGCUCAACAACAAGUACAACCCGGUGAAGAAGAGAACAUUCAACUAGUCUCCUCUAUCAAAACUGAUUACAAUGACAUACUCAUAGUGGACACCCCAAAGGCUAGAAUGUUACUCCUUGAUUCAUCUUACAGUGUUCACAGUGUUCUUUACCAUGGGUCAAAAUGGACAUGUUCUUAUUGGGAUGAAUUCGCGAGCUUGCCAGCUAUUGUUCCGAAAGGUCCCAUUGCUAUCUUAGGUUUGGGUGGUGGAACUGCAGCUCAUCUGAUGCUUGACUUAUGGCCUUCACUGCAACUUGAUGGCUGGGAGAUUGAUCAAAUUUUGAUUGAUAAAGUGAGAGAUUAUUUUGGCUUAUCUGAUUUGGAGAAGACAACAGAAGAUGGUGGAGUUUUAAAUAUUCAUGUUGGUGAUGUCUUCGUUCCCUCAAAGGAUUUUCACGAAAGAUAUGCUGGCAUUGUAGUUGACUUGUUCGCAGAUGGAAAAGUUUUGCCUCAGCUACAAGAGGUUAAUACAUGGUUGCAAUUAGAAGAGAGAUUGAUGGCCAAUGGUCGCUUCAUGGUAAAUUGUGGUGGUGUUGGUGGUGGGCCAAGUGCCAGAGAUGAAAGUACUCAUCCUGAAACUUUGUGGAGUGGUAAAUCAUGGUUAUCAAAUCCAGCUAUGAAAGCACUAUCCAAAGCAUUUCCGGGACAAGUAAGUUGGAAGAGAAUGCCAAAGGAAAAUGGUGCAAAUUUUAUGGCACUAACAGGACCUUUGCCUGAUUUGAACUCUUGGUCGGCUAGUGUCCCUUCUCCUCUGAGCCAAAGUGUGAAGAAUUGGAGACCUUUGUGAGCUGGCUUCUUCCAUUUUAUCUUACCUCUCCAUAGCUAAUGACAAAAUAUUUUGGUAAUCAAACCUUUUUCAAACUAAU
Molecule: messenger RNA, 1164 nt
Organism: Vigna umbellata (rice bean)
Lineage: Eukaryota; Viridiplantae; Streptophyta; Magnoliopsida; Fabales; Fabaceae
Source: RefSeq, a predicted model, not a curated record